Messenger RNA from Trifolium pratense (red clover), 846 nucleotides. RefSeq names its product thylakoid lumenal 19 kDa protein, chloroplastic. The coding region runs from base 65 to 787 and encodes 240 amino acids. NCBI's taxonomy places the organism in Eukaryota, Viridiplantae, Streptophyta, Magnoliopsida, Fabales, Fabaceae. The transcript has a single exon. The record is from RefSeq and is a predicted model, not a curated record.
AAGUUUCAAUGGACAACAAAACUUAACAAACAAACAUUCACAUACACCAACAUAUCCAAAAAAAAUGGCCACCAUUUUCUCAUCACCACCACCACCACCCAUUUUCUCCUCCUCCUCCUCCUCCACUACCACCACCACAACCACCACCACCAUAUCAAAACCUUACCUCUCUUUCAAACACCAACAACCUCUAGCCACAACUUUAACAGCAGCAGCAGCAAUAGCCACUAUUCUCACAGCAUCACCACCAUCAUUAGCAGCAGAAUCAUCUCCUUACAAUAUCUACUACGGAACCGCGGCAAGCGCCGCAAACUACGGAGGAUACGGUGGAAACUCAAACAAGAAAGACUCAGCUGAAUACAUUUAUGAAGUACCAGAAGGUUGGAAGGAACGUUUAAUCUCAAAAGUUGAAAAAGGUACAAAUGGAACAGAUAGUGAAUUCUAUAACCCAAAGAAGAAAACAGAAAGAGAAUAUUUAACUUUCCUUUCUGGGUUUCGUCAAUUAGCACCAAAAGAUGCUGUUUUGAACAAUUUGGCACUUUCUGAUGUGAAUUUGCAAGAUAUAAUUAGUAAUGCUGAUAAUGUUAGUACUGAAGAAGUGAAAGAUGAAAAGGGUCAAGUUUAUUAUGUUUAUGAGAUUGAUGGUGUUGCUUUUCAUAGCUUGAUUUCUGUUACUUGUGCUAAUAAUAAGCUUUAUGCUCAUUUUGUUAAUGCUCCUACUCCUGAGUGGAAUAGAGAUAAGGAUGUUCUUACUCAUGUUCAUAAGUCUUUUAAGACUAUUGUUUAAUUUUAGUUUUGAUGUAUAGAUAACAUGGUUGUUCUGCAAUGGAUAUUCUAUGAUGAUGA